Molecule: messenger RNA, 5023 nt
Organism: Ictidomys tridecemlineatus (thirteen-lined ground squirrel)
Lineage: Eukaryota; Metazoa; Chordata; Mammalia; Rodentia; Sciuridae
Gene: Heatr6
Product: HEAT repeat containing 6
Source: RefSeq, a predicted model, not a curated record
AUUUUCCAGGGGCCUUACGUAGGGAAGAUGGCGGCGGUGCAAGUUGCCGGCUCAUUGUCGUGCGGGCAGCCACGAGAGGCGCCACGGGAGCCGCCCCCUGAGCAGGACAAUGGGUUCCGCCGGUUGUCGGCCAGGCUCCGCGCCCUGCGCCCGGAGGACAGCAGCUCCGCCCGCACCGAGAUCCACCUGCUCUUUGACCAGCUCAUCUCCGAGAACUACAGCGAGGGCGGCGGAGUGGCCGCAGAGGAUGUCAGUGCUCUUCUUGUCCAAGCUUGCCGACUGGUGCCUCUUAAUCAGAAUCAUCUUGUCAGCAAAGUGUCUCAGCUGAUCCACCAUUUACUAAACAGAUUACAGGUGAUUGUUGAUGAACAGAACUUGGAUUUCCUGAUGGGAUAUACUAUUUCAGCUAUUCAUCAGUGUAGUUCCUGGACACACAUGGAAAUCCUUCAAGCCCUGGCAGCUCUGGUUUACUGUAAUGGCUCAAAAUGUCAAAAGUACCUCCCAGACUUGCUAGGCAAGACCGGCCUCUUAACAACAUUGAGUGACUUGGCUCAGUCUGACCCUGAAGUCAGGAGAGCUGCAGUGCAUUGCAUGGCAAACUUAUGUCUCAGUGUGCCAGGACAGCCAUACCUGGAGGAGCCUUACCAAAAUAUUUGCUUCCAAGCUUUCUUGACCACUUUACAGUCUUCAAAAUCAUCAGAUAUGGAUGACAUAACUUUCUGCAUGUUGUUACAAAAUGCAUUAAAAGGCAUUCAGUCACUUCUAAAUGGUGGAAAAAUGAAACUAACACAGACUGAUGAACUUGGAGCUCUUCUAGCUGUACUAAAGAAAGCCAUGUUUCAUGGACUUCCUGGACUAAACAUAGAGAUGCCCACGGUGUUAUACCCCACUCUACUUCCUCAGUAUGAUGGGCGACCACCUGUCAAACCACAACAGUCAGAAUCCACUGCUUCUCGACCAACGGUGAAUAAAAAGAAAAAAUACAAAAUUAAGCCAAGGAAAACCCCACAAGGAGAGGAAGAGGAAGAAGAAUCUAGUAGUGAGAUGGAAGCAGUCCCAGGCCCUGGCACAAGCAGAGUGAACAUGCAUGACAGGAACACUCGAUGCUCCUCCUCCCCGGGCGUCCAAGGUUUGCCAGUAGAUGGAAGUGGAACUCUGGGAAAAGAGCGGGUCUCCUCACCUUUCACCACUUCCAGCUGGAAAAGGGUCAGCAGUAGUGAGUCAGACUAUUCUGAUGCUGAAGGAGGCUUACAGGGUAAAAUGAGGUCAUACCAAGCCAAAGUUCGCCAAGGAGCAUUAGCUUGUUUUCUUUCUACUAUAAAAUCAAUAGAAAAAAAAGUUCUGUAUGGCUACUGGUCGGCCUUUGUUCCUGAUACGCCUGAGCUUGGAAGCCCACAAUCUGUGUCCUUAAUGACACUUGCAUUAAAAGAUCCUUCUCCCAAGACACGUGCCUGUGCUCUGCAAGUGUUAUCUGCUAUACUGGAAGGCUCGAAACAGUUUCUGUCUGUUGCUGAAGAUACCAGUGACCACAAAAGGGCUUUCACUCCCUUCUCUGUUAUGAUUGCUUCCAGCAUUAGGGAGUUGCACAGAUGUCUUUUGUUAGCUUUGGUGGCAGAGUCGUCUUCACAGACCCUAACUCAGAUAAUUAAGUGCCUUGCAAAUUUAGUAUCAAAUGCCCCUUACAACCGUCUGAAACUCAGCCUGUUGACCAAAGUCUGGAACCAGAUAAAACCUUAUAUCCGCCACAAAGAUGUCAAUGUCCGUGUGUCAAGUCUCACACUCUUGGGAGCUAUAGUGUCCACUCAUGCACCUUUACCUGAAGUCCAGCUACUUCUGCAACAGCCCUGUUCUUCUGGACUCAGCAGUAGCAAUUCAGCAACUCCUCACCUCAGCCCUGCUGAUUGGUGGAAGAAAGCCCCUGCAGGAUCCUCUCUGGAAGAAACAUCAGUUAGCUCACCAAAGGGGUCUUUAGAGCCCUGUUGGCUCAUUCGACUUUGUAUUUCCACUGUUGUCCUGCCCAAAGAGGAUUGCUAUUCAGGUGGGGAUACUGGCUCUGCAGCAGGAAGCACUUUUGAACCAUCUCCCAUGCGACUGGAGGCCCUACAGGUGUUGGCUCAUCUGGCAAGGGGCUACUUUUCUGUAGCUCAGGUCUACUUGAUGGAACUUGGAGAGGUGAUUUGCAAGUGCAUGGGAGAAGCAGAUCCAUCCAUUCAGCUUCAUGGCGCCAAGCUUCUGGAAGAACUGGGCACAGGCUUAAUACAGCAAUAUAAACCAGAUUCUACCAUAGCACCUGAGCAGAGAGUACCAGUCUUCUUGGUGGUGAUGUUCUGGACUGUGAUGCUAAAAGGUCCUUUACCUCGAGCCCUGCAGAGUUCAGAGCACCCAACUCUCCAGGCGAGCGCCUGUGACGCCCUGUCUUCCAUCUUGCCCGAGGCCUUCAGCAGUCUGCCGAAUGACAGGCAGAUUUUGUGCAUUACAAUGCUACUCGGAUUGAAUGACAGCAAGAACCGUUUAGUGAAAGCUGCGACAUCGAGGGCCCUUGGAGUCUAUGUGCUUUUUCCUUGUCUCAGACAGGAUGUCAUAUUUGUUGCAGACACAGCAAAUGCCAUACUGAUGUCACUUCAAGACAAGUCUCUGAAUGUCCGUGCCAAAGCAGCCUGGUCCCUGGGCAACCUGACAGACACUCUGAUUGUCAACAUGGAAACACCAGACCCAAGUUUCCAAGAAGAGUUCUCUGGUCUCCUGCUCUUGAAAAUGUUGCGGUCAGCAAUAGAAGCCUCCAAGGACAAGGACAAGGUAAAAAGCAAUGCAGUUCGGGCCCUUGGAAACUUGCUUCAUUUUCUGCAACCUUCUCAUAUAGAAAAACCCAUAUUUGCUGAAAUUAUUGAGGAGUCUAUCCAGGCUCUGAUUUCUACUGUUCUGAUCGAGGCUGCCAUGAAAGUUAGAUGGAAUGCCUGUUACGCCAUGGGAAAUGUGUUUAAAAAUCCUGCCCUUCCUCUUGGGACAGCCCCAUGGACCUCCCAAGCCUACGAUGCCCUGACGUCUGUUGUAACAUCAUGCAAGAACUUCAAAGUGCGUAUCAGAUCUGCCACUGCCCUUUCCAUCCCAAGCAAGAGAGAGCAGUAUGGGUCUGUAGAGCAGUAUGCUCAGAUCUGGAAUGCAUUGGUCACUGCCUUGCAGAAGAGUGAAGACACCACAGACUUUCUGGAAUUCAAGUACUGUGCCAGCCUACGGACCCAGAUCUGCCAGGCACUGAUUCACCUGUUGAGCUUGGCCAGGGCUUCAGACCUGCCCUGCAUCAAAGAAACCCUUGAACCGAAUGGAGAUAUGGUCCGGUCCUAUCUCCUACAGUUUUUAAAAUCUGGAACAGAGGGAGAUGAUCCUGGAGCAUCCCAUAGCCCACAAGAAAGAGACCAGAUGGUCAAAAUGGCCCUGAAGCAUAUAAGCAGUAUACAGGCGCUAACUGGGGACACAGCCAGAAGAGCCGUCAUGGACUUUUUAGAAAAUAUUCUGACUAUUUAUUUUGAUGCCUCUGGGUCACAGGUGGCACUUCUAGAGUUGUCAGAUCGGUGACUAUUCCACCAUACUUUCCAGAUGUCAAACAUGGUCAUAGGGAGAUGCAAGCUUGAGCAUAGGUUAUGUGGGAUUUAAUCUUAACAGGCAGGAACAGUUUAUCCACUAUUUAUUUAGAAUAGGUUAGCAGCUAUUUGACGUCUUCUCAAAGAGCUCAGCUGCUUUGGAGAGUGGCUGCAUUGCACUGGUCAUGGUCAGGGUAUUGAAAGCUCUAACCUGGGCAACCCGUACCCCAGGCGUCAGGUUGUAGUGUUGGCUGAGCAUACUGGGAAGUUGUGAAGGGUGUUUAGUCUCAGAAAAAGGAAGGAAUUAGAAUGUUGUGUAUCUCCAGGAACUUUUUUCUUUCAUAAUAAGCUAAUGAAAAUAGUGUGGCCACAAUCUCCUGCCCUGGUCAGGUCACUCUUAGAGAGAGCUUUGAGCAGAUCAGAUGCUUAGUCAGUCUGCACUGGAACAACUGCAUCAGCUGAUAAAAUCCUAAAAAAGUUCCUCUUAGUAAGUAGUUGCUGUUACCAGGCUCCCCCAGUGCCAACCUCAAGGAUCCUCUCAGCCUCUCCACGACUCAGGGGCCAGAGUGAACUCCUGGCAUGCAGGAGCCCUGGCCUAGGCCACAACACCAACUCCUAUGCAGAUUAUCUUUUGAGAAGAGUAGCCUCAAUUUAUGGUGGUUUUUCCACCUUUUAAUUUGUGCCUUCAAAAAUGAUUACUUGUGUAAUUUCAGUGGUUGCAAAGAAGGGUUUUUAAACUAUAUUUUGAUAAUGCCCAAGUUGUGGUGAAAGUCAUUUCUCACACAACAAUUAUUUACAUUUAGAUUUUGCAUUUGUCUUUUGCCUGCCAACAGUUUAUUAUAAUUUAUUUCAAUAAAGAACUUGGGGACAUUUAAGAACCAAUUAAAAUAUUCCACAAUUACUUUUGACCUAAGAUAAAUAAAAAUCAAGAUAUAGAGAAUGGGCUCUGGCGAUCUAGUACUUAAUUACCAUUUAGAUACUUAUUUUAAGGGUUUAUGUUUUCAGUUUUUCUCUUUGCUUUUGAGUUGCUCUUUUCUGUCCUUUAACAUGUUGUUCAAAACUGCUGUCGAGGCAGUGACAAGGGGACACAGCACCCAGAUUUCCUAAAGUCUUCAUUUUCCACUAGUAGAGAAUUAGUUUCCAAAGAAUUAGACCACAGGCACAGUGAAAACACAAAGAACAUUUUUUAAACUUAACCUUCUUUGGAGAUGAUUCUGAAUAUGGAUUGCUGUAGAGGACCCGGGAGACUGAAUCAACCUGUCCUAACCUACAGGAAUUCUGACUCUUCUCAAAUCUUGGAACUUCUUUGUCUUCAAUACAUUAAAUGGCAGCUUCUUGACUUGUACUUUCAUAAAAGUAAAAAUGUGGCUUAUAUACCUUAAUGGCCUGGGGGUUUUUUGAGCUUUUACUGGUGAGUUUCUUGAUAAAAUAUUUGUGAAAUGUCA